AUGGACCGCCGCCUCUUCCUCCACCUCCAAGGCGGGCGUCAAAUCUCUGGUGUUUUGAGGGGUUACGACAUGUUUUUGAAUUUGGUGGUGGAUUCCGCGUUUGAAGAGCUUGGGGCUGGGCAGAGGAAGCCUGCUGGGAUGGUUUAUCUUUCUUUUUCCGUGUUUUUGUUUGAUGGGUUUGUGUUGAGUGCGGAGGGGAAUCGGGCGGAGAGGGAUGAGUGA
Cryptococcus wingfieldii CBS 7118 is the source of this 222-nucleotide messenger RNA. Its product is annotated as small nuclear ribonucleoprotein G. Gene Ontology annotation, molecular function: RNA binding. The record is from RefSeq and is a predicted model, not a curated record. Gene Ontology annotation, cellular component: U5 snRNP; spliceosomal tri-snRNP complex; U12-type spliceosomal complex. Gene Ontology annotation, biological process: mRNA splicing, via spliceosome. The transcript has 2 exons. Lineage: Eukaryota; Fungi; Basidiomycota; Tremellomycetes; Tremellales; Cryptococcaceae. The coding region runs from base 1 to 222 and encodes 73 amino acids.